AUGUUCUUGUAAUCUAUGAUACCGUCGAAGGUCACCGGGAUUCGGGGCUUAUAUAUACCCGACGGGCGCCUGGAAGACCAUCUUCAGUGCCGCUAUGAAGGUCCUGGUGAGUUCUUCUUCCUCUCCUUCUCCUUCUUCCAGCCUUCCCGCGGCUCUAGCUUGUCUGGGGAAUGUCUAGGUCUUUGGAAUCUUUGUGACAGUCUGCUCGUCUUCACGGGAUGUGGGUCGUUAAUAGAUGAGGCUGGCUGUUGGUCUGGUAUUCCAAAGUUAUUCUUUCAGAUCUUCUGUGUUUCAAAAAUUACCGUGCCUGACCAGCCUCGUAAGAGCCCAGAGGUAGUCUUCGUCAAUUACAGGCCAGGGGAGAAUCCCAGCCUCCCUGGAGGCAUCGAUUUGCAGACUGCCCUCAGCUCUGCAUCACAGGGGACUGGACAGGUCAUCAGUGGAUCAAGAGGAAGCGGAGGAAGUGGAUUUGGUGGCCAGUCUUUCGGUGGAUUCAGCCAAGGCGGAUUUGGAGGAUCAAGCAGCCUCACCAGUGGAGGAUCAAGCAGCUUCACCAACGGAGGAUCAAGCAGCUUCACCAGUGGAGGAUCAAACAGCUUCACCAGCGGAGGAUCAAACAGCUUCACCAGUGGAGGAUCAAACAGCUUCAAUAAUGGAGGAUCAAACAGUUUCACCAGUGGAGGAUUAAGCAGCUUCCCCAGUGGGCAAGGAUUGGUAGGAUUUUCUGGACAGUCUGGAAGCAGCAUUAGCAGUGGGCAACUGUCAGGCGGAUUGGCUGAUCAGUCCUUCGGUGGCUUCAGCAGUGGAGGAUCAUCCAGUGGAAUUAGUAGUGGCAUAGGCAGGUUUGGCUUCUCUGGUGAUGCAAGCCAGUCCAACAUCAUUUCCAGUGGAAGUGACCUGGGCUUUUCUUACUGAAGUAAAGACGCAUGGAAUUGGUUUCUGAUGUCAUGAUCAGAAAAAUUGGCAGGUUUUAUAUUACCAAUAAUGUAAAAGAAAACUAAAGGGACUGAUGUUACUGGGAGCUUCUAAAUACAAUAUUUCCAACAUCAUGAA
Messenger RNA from Macrobrachium nipponense, 1053 nucleotides. RefSeq lists its product as uncharacterized. The transcript has a single exon. The record is from RefSeq and is a predicted model, not a curated record. The coding region runs from base 16 to 915 and encodes 299 amino acids. NCBI's taxonomy places the organism in Eukaryota, Metazoa, Arthropoda, Malacostraca, Decapoda, Palaemonidae.